AUGGAUCCACAAAGAAUUAUCAAAUUACAAAGACAAUACCAAAACUCCAACCAAAGAUUAUGGUACAGAGGUAGAUUUUCCAAGCCAUUAGUCUGGGGAUUUUAUGCCAUGUUUACUGUUUCCACCAUUGGUCCAUUAUAUUAUACUGGUAGAGCCAUUUUAGGGAUCAAAGAUGAGUAA
Molecule: messenger RNA, 180 nt
Organism: Hyphopichia burtonii NRRL Y-1933
Lineage: Eukaryota; Fungi; Ascomycota; Pichiomycetes; Serinales; Debaryomycetaceae
Gene: COX7
Product: cytochrome c oxidase subunit VII
Exons: 1
Coding region: 1-180 (59 amino acids)
Source: RefSeq, a predicted model, not a curated record